Suillus discolor is the source of this 2877-nucleotide messenger RNA. RefSeq lists its product as uncharacterized. The transcript is spliced from 11 exons. Bases 1 to 2877 code for a protein of 958 amino acids. The record is from RefSeq and is a predicted model, not a curated record. Lineage: Eukaryota; Fungi; Basidiomycota; Agaricomycetes; Boletales; Suillaceae.
AUGGUCCCUGAAAACAAAGUCGGUGACAUCAUCACCAACAAAAUCUCCCUCAAAACAAAUAGCCGGAAGUCCUUCUUAUUUCUGCAGUCUGCAUCUGACCGGAUCACACAGAGUCAGAAUGAAUAUCUCCGGCAAUGGAACCACAAAGAAGCCCCUCCUCUGGACUGGCUUUGUGCAGUUUGCAAGAAGGAUGGGGUUUAUAAAUACUGCUGCAGAACCCAGCAUCAAAGGCAUCCAUUCCAUCACAUCAAAACUUCACUCAUUAAAGUCGGCCUGCACAUUCACCUUGCUCAUGACGGCACUCCAUGUCCCAGCAGCACUGAAUACACAUCCGACCUCUUUGAUUGGUCAGAUACUGAUGAAAAUAUAGACUAUGAUGAUUAUCCGAAGGGAGCUUCCAUUCCACUUGUCGCAGACUCAGAUCAUCCGGCUACAACCAUAGUAGACAAAUCCCGUCUCUUUGAAGCAGGCUUGUUUCCAGCAUCUUUCACCAGACCAAAAACUGCAUUCACAUUCUCUGUCUUGGAUGAUUUUCUGCUAGACAACCUUGAAUGUGGUACAUCAGCCAUGAAUUACUACAGUAAGAUCCGGAGGCUAACCUCAAGCAUAUUUCCAUUGAUGGUUCCGGAUCGCUACAGAGAGCUCAUGAGAACUGCCAGACAGUGGCGCCAAUGCAAGCUUUACAAGUGGCAUGGGUUUGCCCACAAAGAUGAUGAGCCAAAGGCCGGUGAUCUCGCCCUAUUCUGUCCUGCAUGUCCUCAACCAGGGAUAAAUUUGGACCUGUCAACCGGUACAGCCACUCAGCCUGACAACACCCCUUCCUGGCUCUUCACCAGGACUUUAGUCAUGGAUGGUAAUUUUAAAGCCAAGCACCUCCAUCCGGUGAAUCCAUCCGAUGAAGUAUCAUUGAUGGAUGGUCUUGCAUUCAUGGUUGGAGAUGAAAGAUACAAGAGUCAUUUGUCUGUUGCCCAAGACUGUGUCCAAAAGUCAGAUUGCAACAAUCACCACACAGUCAAUCAAGCAAAUGCCUCCCGGCAAAAGCUGGAGGCCACCGGGAUAGGAGGAUGUGCAUGUGCACGGCAUGGAUGUUUUGUCCCACAUUCCAUGGUGGAUUUUCAGAAAGAUGGAAUCUCAUGUGUGAUAAUGUUCUAUGACAUAAAUUGUCAGUAUAAUAAGUCUCUCAAGGACCGGAUCACAUCCAGCAUGUAUCUUUCGAUCCCCAUGGGCAUGAAUAUCAUUCCCGGAAUAGGUUUCUGCUACGUCUGGUAUGCAUCAAAUUUUAUCCAUGGGACCGGCAGGAUAGACAGAGAGAUCAUGGAAACACUCUGGGCAUCCUUGAACAUAAUCUCUCCAUCGGCCAGGGGCAUGGGAACUCCGCAUCGCAAGGAGGUAUUGGAUUAUCAGAUGAAUGAUUCCAACUUCAUGAAAAUGAUUCGCAUAAGUGAGUUGGCAACCUCUGGAUGCACAAAUAUGUUCUGGUCUCAUAUGAUUCAUUGCUGGCUCACUUGCCCUGCAGCUAAGUUUCUGUGCAGAAAGUUCAAGGAGGCUGCCAGGGGUGCUGAAGAGAGCAAACUCUCAUUCCAAAAUCUUAAUGAGACAGCUCACCCCAACAUGGUCCUUCUUUGGGAAGUAGAGGAGGCACUUGCUCAGGCGAACAGACUGGAGGAUCCAACAGCCAUGGACAUUUAUGAGGUCCAGUUGGAAAAGGCUCCAACUAGAAAGCAGCAGGAGUUGCGCCUGCUGGAGGCUCAAAACUGUCCUGAUCAUUUGGUCACCAAUUCCCUCAGUCGAAGAGGAGCCGCCACUUGGCUAGCAACUGGUCUCACCAUAGAAGAAUCCCAAAUCUCUCCAUCCAGAGAUGUGAAAAGGCUCAGAAGGCAUCCUACAGAUAUUCAAUUGCUGAGAGUAGCCCGACUCAGGGAUAAGCUACAAACUCGUAUUACAAGCUUUCUCGAGAUGGCACCCACUUAUCUUGGAUUUGGAGUUGAUGUCGAUGAACCGGAUCCUCCGGUAGAUAGGGUUCAUAAUUUGCUCGACGAUUAUUCCAAUCUUGAUGAUUGUGAUCACAAUCCGGAUCUGGACACAAAUCAUACCUCCCUAUUUCAACCAGAGCUUACGAUCAUACCUUUGCCUUCCAACCUUGGAAUGGACAAAUGCAAUGCAUUGGAUGUCACCGAUCUCAUGAAAGAAGAAACCGCCCUCCGUGAAGGCCAGGCCAAUGACGCCCUUCAUGCAAUUAGAGUUCAUUUGGGAGAUAAAGCGGUUAUAUUCCGGAAUACUGUCCGAUCAGCUAAGUCACAGGCCUCCUCCACCAGGGCAUGGACUCAAGUUCGCUCGGUGGAAGCAGCAGUAAAUCUCAAUGCCAGGAUAUAUUCAAAAUGCCAGUUGCAGCUAGCCAAAAUUCCUGAUCAUGACCUCCUGAAGAAAUAUCUUCCGCUAAAGAAAGAACACCUGAAAGCCAGCGCUGCAGUGGCAAAUCCAAAUGCGCGUGGUCAGAGGGACACUACUCUUGCAUGGUUCUGGUCCAUUGAUGUUCAGGGUGAUACAUCCGGAAAUGACUGGAUGACAGAAUUUUAUCGGGUAAAUUGGCUCCAGACAAAGGCACUGUGCGAUCGUUGGAAUGAAGAGGUUGUUCUUGUUAAACAAGAGAUGCAGUGGUCGGUCAAUUUCUUCAACCACAAGGCCAAGCAAUGGCGCGGUCGCAGGGACAAUGCCGCUUCCACCGGGAGGACCGGACAUGCAUGUUAUGCUGCCCGACAAUGUCACAUAUAUGAAGAACUAGCGGCACAUGCAGUGGAUUCCUUUCAGAAAAUUAUUCCAGUCAUUCAGCCAGAAGUACCGGUUGUCAUUCAGCCGGAAGUACCAGUUAUCGGUUAG